AGAAUAAACUGAGGGUUGAUGGGGGCUGGGAGGGAGAGGAAAGUGGCUGAUGGGCAUUGAGGAGGGCACCUGUUGGGAUGUGUGCUGGGUGUUGUAUGGAAACCAAUCUGACGAUAAAUUUCAUAUUUUAAAAACUGUGGGGAAUGAAAUAGUGGGACAGUUUAGGCUAUUGGUUUUGGUAUGAAGAAGAUCAUGAGGAAAGAAAGUAACUGAGCCUAAUGAUCUGAUUCAACAACUUUUGUAAGUGUGGCGGUCUCCUUUUCUUUCCUUGCAGCAAGAGCGUAGGACUGAAAAGGGCAUGUUGGUUAAUAGGCAAGUAAAACUAAUUGUGAUGAUAGAUUGCUCUGUGAGUCUUGGCACGUAGCUGAGAGGGAGACAGAAGAAUUGAGUAACAUUGCUGUAACAAAACUCUCUCAGUUCUCAAUAAUUUAUUUAUACACAUAUGUUUUCCUGGCAUGUGUAUUUAUAAAAAUGAAAAAUGGAGCAGAAUUGAUGUUUGGCCAUAACUGACUCUAGUAAUAAACAGUCUUCUUCCACAGAUGACAUGAACUGGCUGGAAAACCCCAGGCUUUCUUAACAUUCUUCUAGAAACAGAGAGCCGCAUUUCCAACAAAAUGUUACCCCUGUGCAGUAAUUCUUUUUCAAGAUUCCUACAUUUUCUAUUUGCAUCUGUUGCAGUCUAGUAACUGUAAUUAUAACCCCAUCAGAAAGGAUGAAAAUAUUUCGAGACGUUGUCACAGGGAAAAAUUUGUAAUUAAAUGUCAACUUAUAUAUAUAGUUUUUACACACAGAAGUAUCUGUGUACCUCACGGCUGAUGCAAUACGCACUGACACAAAACACAAUAAAAUAUGUUCUGCUUAUAAUACGAGGGUGUAGGUAUGUGGGAAUGAAAACAAGAACUCAAAGAGAAAAAAAGAUCGACUUCAGAUUGAGACCACUGAGGAACUGGUUUUUACUGGGUGAUGGUAGGUGUCCGGUGGCUUCAGUAUUUAGACUGUUGGAGACAGUGGGGACAUCUUUGCCAGUUAUUGAAACUGACCAAAAAACAAAAACAAAACAAAACAAAAAAACCCUUACGUAUCAAUAUAAAAAUAUGCAUGUGAAACAUUUAAAAAAUGUAAGGAGUGUUUGGGCAAAAAUGUUUAACGAUCACAGAUCUAGACAGAAGACCAGAUGUCUUGAGGAUAAGCAUGGUCACGUGACUCCCAUGCAUUUCCUUUGUUUUCCCAGUUUGACCUCGUGUGUGUCAAUGCUUGGAUGCUGGACCUCACACAAGCCGUCCUAAACCUGGGCUUCCUGGCCGGAGCCUUCACCUUGGGUUAUGCGGCGGACAGGUACGGCAGGAUAGUCAUUUACCUAAUAUCCUGCUUCGGUGUUGGCGUCACCGGUGUUGUGGUGGCGUUCGCACCAAAUUUCCCCGUGUUUGUGACCUUCCGCUUCCUACAAGGUGUGUUUGGAAAGGGCACGUGGAUGACCUGCUACGUGAUCGUAACAGAAAUAGUAGGUUCAAAGCAAAGGAGAAUUGUGGGGAUAGUAGUCCAAAUGUUCUUCACCCUUGGAAUCAUAAUUCUCCCUGGAAUUGCCUACUUUAUCCCCAGUUGGCAAGGGAUCCAGCUAGCCAUAACGCUGCCCAGCUUUCUCUUCCUCCUUUAUUACUGGGUGGUUCCUGAAUCUCCUCGCUGGCUGAUUACUCGGAAGAAAGGAGAUAAAGCAUUAAAAAUUCUGAGGAACAUUGCCAAAUGCAAUGGGAAGUAUCUCUCACCAAAUUACUCAGAGGUAAUUUCAUUUAUUACUGGUAACAAAUAUUAUUCAAGUGAGUGAAUUAAUUUGUCUCAUUAUCAAACAUCUGACUAAAUCAUUUUUAGUUUGGCUUUAAAAAAGGAAAAAAAAAACCGCCUUGGGGAGAAUCACAAGGUGCAUUAGAGAAGACACACUUGGAAGCUGUGACAGCAUUAAGGUUGAGCCCAACUGGCCACUUAGUCCGUAUUUUCAUAGUUGCACCUUGUCACUUACAUUAUUAAACUUUACCUACUGUAGGCCCCGUACUAUGAAAUCAUUCAUUCAUCUUAAUUGCACAAACUAGAGAUCUUUUCUUGACAUUCAGUGUAGUCUAAAGAUUUGUCUUUAAAUUUAGUCUUGGAAAUACUGUUUCUUCGAAUCAGAACUUGAGCAAGAAUGUAGUUUUCAACCUUUAGACUUACACAUGCUGGCUGGCCUACUCCUCCCUCCUUACCUCGUUCCCUUCCUCCCUUAUUUUUCUUCUUCCUUUGUCUAGCAAAGCCUUUUGGGGUGCUUCUGUAUCAUUACACUAAAAGAAAUGGUGGGGACUAAAGCUUAUUCUUUGCUCUUUGGAAGCUUUGAUAUGCCUCAGAUAUAUUUGAAGCCACACCUGAAUAAUUAGAGAAUAAUAUCUAAAAAGAUAUGGCAAUGUGGGGCGCCCGGGUGGCUCAGUCAGUUGAGCGUCUGACAUCAGCUCGGGUCAUGAUCUCGUGGUUUGUGGGUUUGAGCCCCGUGUCGGGCUCUGUGCUGACAGCUCGGAGCCUGGAGCCUGCUUUGGAUUCUGUGUCUCCUUCUCUCUGCCCCUCCCCUUCUCAUGCUCUGUCUCUCUCUCAGAAAUAAAUAAGAUUUUGAAAAAAAAAAAAAAAAAAGACAUGGCAAUGCUUUACUACAGAGACGAAGUGAAUAUAGAAUAACAGAAGAUUUCUUAUAAAGGGAUGUGAGGGAAGAAUUUUUGGAAGUUACGAAUCUUGAAUAUUAGGUUGCUAACAUUUUUUUUUUUUUUU
Molecule: messenger RNA, 2784 nt
Organism: Panthera uncia (snow leopard)
Lineage: Eukaryota; Metazoa; Chordata; Mammalia; Carnivora; Felidae
Product: solute carrier family 22 member 3-like
Exons: 4
Coding region: 1259-1822 (187 amino acids)
Biological process (GO): transmembrane transport
Molecular function (GO): transmembrane transporter activity
Source: RefSeq, a predicted model, not a curated record